CCAUUCAAUCCAGGCAGAAAACAAAACCCAUCAAAUUAAUAGUAUUUUAAGACAAAUUGUCAAUAAUUUCGGGUAGCAAAACAAUUUACUUUACAACCAGUCUUACUUAAAUUCGAGGCUGCAUCUCCUGCAUUUAGAACAGCCAACCAAAUUUACUCGGGUUAAUUAGCAAGCAAUGGCACGUGGACACCAGAAGAUCCAGUCGCAGGCGAAGGCCUCCGAGAAACAGGCCAAACUGAAGAAGCAGCAAGGACACAGUGCCAACGAUCAGAAAAAGGCGGCUCAGAAGGCACUUGUCUAUGUGUGCGCCGUUUGCAAGUCGCAAAUGCCAGAUCCCAAGACUUACAAGCAGCACUUCGAGAACAAGCAUCCCAAGAACGACAUGCCCGAGGAGCUGAAGGAUGUCUGAUGACCAUUUUACUUAAAGCUGAACGAGAUGGACGAGUUGCCUACCAGUACGAAACAUUUGCAACAAUAAAUUAGCAACAGCCCGAAGAAGAAAGCCACAAUCAAGCCGAAGCCAAGAGGAUGGAUAAUAGCCGUAAUAAUAAUAUAUGCCAGUUCUUUCGUAUACACACUGCUGCUUUUUGGUUUUGUUUUAUACAUUGAAAUUAACACAGUAUGCGAAUGUUCGAUGUGUGGCUGACCCAAUACAAAGACACCUACCUACCAUACAAAAUGAAUAGAAAUUGUUUAAUUCCUGUCAACAUGACGGGAAGAUAUCUAGGACACCAUAAUAAAUACUCUGAGCUCCGUUUUGGAUUUGGUUUACACGUAAAA
Messenger RNA from Drosophila yakuba, 780 nucleotides. RefSeq names its product zinc finger protein 706. The transcript has 3 exons. NCBI's taxonomy places the organism in Eukaryota, Metazoa, Arthropoda, Insecta, Diptera, Drosophilidae. Bases 176 to 409 code for a protein of 77 amino acids. The record is from RefSeq and is a predicted model, not a curated record.